Mercenaria mercenaria is the source of this 5808-nucleotide messenger RNA. RefSeq names its product vinculin-like. Gene Ontology annotation, cellular component: actin cytoskeleton. The record is from RefSeq and is a predicted model, not a curated record. The coding region runs from base 183 to 3572 and encodes 1129 amino acids. Lineage: Eukaryota; Metazoa; Mollusca; Bivalvia; Venerida; Veneridae. The transcript has 25 exons. Gene Ontology annotation, molecular function: structural molecule activity; actin filament binding. Gene Ontology annotation, biological process: cell adhesion.
CGUAUGAAAAUAUAAAGUUUAGGAAAAAAUGUGAAAAUACGAAACUAAAGUGACAGGUAGUUUGUUAGCUCUGAGUGCUAAUUGGCUAAAAGGUUUAGGAGAAGUUCGACGACGUUUACGUCUAUUAUCCGGAUUUAUUUACCUGUUUUUGGAGUUUGAACACACGGCAGAAGUGUGUAAAAAUGCCGGUGUUCCAUACCAAAACGAUAGAAAGCAUUUUGGAGCCAGUAGCUCAACAGGUUUCCAAGCUUGUUAUCCUCCAUGAAGAAGCAGAAGAUGGAAAUGCAAUGCCAGACCUUGCCCGGCCAAUACAGGUUGUCAAAUUGGCUGUGGAUAAUCUUGUCAAGGUCGGGUAUGAGACAAUCAACAGCAGUGAUGAUCAAAUCCUCAAACAAGACAUGCCACCUGCCCUACGUAGAGUGGAGGAAUCCUCCAUCUCUCUUCUGCAAGCGUCUGAAAUGCUCAGAUCAGAUCCAUAUUCUGCUCCCGCUCGAAAGAAGCUCAUUGACGGGUCAAGAGGAAUUUUACAAGGUACCUCAGCAUUACUAUUGGCCUUUGACGAGUCAGAGGUGCGAAAGAUUAUACGGGUUUGUAAAAAUGUCCUCGAAUAUUUGGCCAUCACUGAAGUGGUUGACAGAAUGGAAGACCUUGUCACUUACGUAAAGAAUCUCAGUCCAGUAUUGACUAGAAUGACGAAGGAAGUAGAUGCACGUGAGAAGGAACUGACACAUCAGGUUCAUCGUGAGAUGUUGAUACGUUCUCUCGAACAAGUGAAGAAUCUCACACCAGUCUUGAUAUCAGGAAUUAAAAUUUUCAUCACUGCUAAACAGUCAAAUCAGGGAAUCCCCGAUGCCCAGACAAAUCGUGACUAUGUGGUACGGAAGAUGUCGGAUGAGAUACACGAGAUUAUACGUGUAUUACAGCUAACGACAUAUGAUGAGGAGGAAUGGGACGCUGAUGACAUCACUGUGAUGAAGAAAGCUCAGAGUGCAAUAGAACAGAAGAUGAAGCAUGCUCACGAUUGGUUAGCUGAUCCUACAGCUAUAGUCGGUAGUUCAGGUGACAAGUCUUUACGUCAGAUUCUGGAAGAUGCCAGACGUAUAGCAGACUGUUGUACUAACCCUGAUGAUAGAGAGAGAAUUAUCAAGGCUGUCAGUAAUCUUGAGUCCAUGAGUCAAGCUCUAAAUGAGCUCAGGCAGCAAGGAAAGGGCAACAGCCCACAGGCAAUGUCAUUGGCAAGAGAGAUGCAACAGAAGUUGAAGGAGUUACAGGGACUGACGGGGGCUGGAAUAAUGAACACAGAGAGGAGCGAUAUCAGGAAGCCGGCCCCUACAGUGGAGGGCAAGGUCGACCAGGCUCUGAGGUGGCUUACCAACCCGGGCAUGGAUGAUCGAGGACUUGGGGAGCAGGCGACUAGAAUGGUGGUGGCUGAAGGACGUAGAAUUGCAGCAGGCUGUUCUGGUCCACAGCGGUCAGACCUUCUUCGACUGUGUGAUGAAACGGAAAUCCUCACUAAUCAGUUAUCAGAUCUUAUUGCUAAAGGACAGGGAAAUUCACCUCAAGCCAAGGCUAUAGCAAGGCAUCUGUCAGAAAAACUUCAUGCCCUGAAGUCUAAAAUCCAGGAGGCUCUAGUGAAUCAAGUAGCGGAGGACUUUAUAGAUAUAACCACACCUUUAAAGCAACUGACUGAGGCAUCGAUGGUUCCAUUGGGUACGGCUGGUAGGGAAGCCAACUUUGAUGACAAGACACGUAACUUUGAAGCACACACUGCUAAACUUGCCGAUACAGCGAAUAUGGUAGCUACAGCUGGCGGUUGUAGAAACAAGAAAACUGUAGAGGAAAUAUUUAAAGCUUCAAAACAGGCGAAUGAUUUAACCCCACAAGUCACCACUGCAGCUAGAAUUGUGUUCAGCAACCCGGACAAUCAGGCUGCUGUGGAGCACUUUGAACUGCUGAAGAAACAAUGGAGUGACAACAUGGAGAGAAUGAGAAACCUGGUAGAUGAAGCCGUUGAUUCCACAGCAUUGAUCAAAGCUGAAGAGGAGGGUAUUCUUCGAGACACAGAUCGUGUUGAGGAUGGUAUAAGGACAGUAGAUUCCCCGAAGAUUGUUACAAAUGCGUCAAAUAUUGCUCGACGUGCCAAUCGUGUUCUGCAAGUUGCGCAGUCUGAAGCAGAAAAUAGCGAAGAUCCAGCAUUCGUAGAUAAUGUCAACCAAGCAUCUGAACAACUCAGAUCUACUAUUACACCUAUGGUUCAGUGUGCGAAGGAGGUAUCUAUGUCUCCCCAGGACCAGACUGCAGCAAAUAAUUGGAGGAAAACCAACCAGAGGCUUAUCAACGCAGUGGGUGAUGUUCGUAAGGCAGUUGAUACAUCACCCGAGAAUCAUUAUGCAGAGGAAAUGUUCCCGCCACCCCCAGACCUCUCGCAGUUACACAUAUCAGAGCCAACAUUCACAGCGCCGCCUCCUCGGCGACCCCCUCCGCCACCGCUGGCUCCCUCGCAGGAAUUUAGCGACAUUUUCCGACUUGGUAGUCCAAAAGCCUCGGCAGACAGGCCGGACGGGUCUAGCCCGAUAGUUUACAAUAGUCCACAUAGUACACUUAGGUUUUAUCCGUCAUCAGCUGUCCCAGCUUCCAAGCUGCCGGGUGAGGUGUCUACAACUCUUUCUUUCAAUCCUGUUACUCGAAUCAGAAAGCAAGUGCCGAAAAAGAGUUUAGUUUUAGUUUCGCCAGCGGCACAGCCUGUUUUGCAAAAGACCAGCAUAACAGUACCAGUGAAUCAACACAAAAUAGAUUUACCUUUUAGAGCAGCCAUGAAGAAAAGCCAACAAAGUGCCCCUCAAAGGUCGGCUCCACCUCCUCCUCCAGUGGCGCCACCUAUCCCCCCGCCUCCAGCAUACAGUCCAUACUAUGAAGAUGGACCACCACGUCCCCCAUUGCCCUCAGAUACAAUGCCGCCACGCCCACCACCACCAGAGACUGACGACGAAGAUGACAUGCAUUUCCCUAUUCCUCAGGAAAACCAACCCAUCAUGAUGGCUGCACAUGCCCUUCAUAUGGAAGCCAAACAGUGGUCCAGUAAAGACAAUGAGAUUAUUGCUGCAGCAAAAAGAAUGGCCUUCCUUAUGGUGAAACUCAGUCAGCUAGUCAGAGGUGAAGGAGGAACAAAGAAAGAUCUGAUCUCGACAGCCAAGAACAUCGCUGAGGCUUCUGAAGAGGUUACACGUCUCGCCAAGAAACUUGCAGCCGAGUGUACUGAUAAAAAGAUGAGAACUAAUUUGUUACAAGUUUGUGAAAGAAUCCCAACCAUUGGUACCCAGUUGAAGAUACUCUCCACUGUGAAGGCAACAAUGUUAGGAGCACAAGAACCAAUCCCAGCCCCAGAUGGCAGUGAAAUAGCCUGUGGUUCAGAGGAAGAUCAGGAAGCUACAGAAAUGUUGGUUGGUAACGCCCAAAACCUCAUGCAAGCCGUCAAGGAAACUGUGCGAGCCGCAGAAGCCGCGUCCAUCAAGAUACGUGUCGACUCCGGAUACACUAUCCGCUGGUUGAGAAAACGACCAUGGUAUACGUGAAGAAGCAAUGUAUCUUAGAGGUGUUUUAAUUGGAAUUGAUCAUUGAUAUAGUCAGCUAUGUAUUGGUAAUUGGAAGUAUGAUUUGAGAAAUAACAUAUUACAGGUUAUAGCCAUUUAAUUUAAACUAUUUAGCAUGCUUGUAAAGCUGUUUAAUCUGUUUGUCUCAUGUAAGGUGGUUUUGCAAAUACUACCUGAAUCUUAAGUUAUUAUUUUGGAAAAUAUUGCCAUGACAACACAGGUCCCAGUGAUAUUUUUUCAAGAAUCUAUGCAACAAAUAGAUGUUUCAUUUGUUUUUGUAAUUUUUUUACUUUACGAUAUAUAACAAAAUUGUUAGUUAUAAAUGUGAGGAAAUGGUAUUUUGAUUUUUUAGAUAAUAUAUGAAACCUAUUCAGUUUGGUAAUUCACUUGUUUAAAGACAUCUGUUCAGCCUAUUCAUAUACACUUGUAAUUAUAAAUGCUUUUCUCAUGAUACUAGUGGAUAUACCAAUUUAUCUAUGGCAAAUGCAGUGCACAUUUUUGAGGCCCUGCGUGACAGUUUUUACAAUGUAUUUUAUCAUAAUUUCAUGUGACUGCAUUCUUUUGCAAGAAAACAACGAUGGUCACAACAGGGCAUUGUAUAUUAAAUUUUUCUUUAUUAAAACCGUAUAUACAUAUCACUUCAGUUUUAUAUUUAUUUAAAACUGAUCUUGAAACAAUUAAGACCUACAUAAAAACAUUUAUCUCCAGGAGGGCCUAAAUAUGACCUGCGACAUUUAAAGUUGAAAACUUUGUCUAAAUGCACAUUCAGGUAAACUGCCAUGGUUUUUCAGUGGCAUAACAAGGUUGAUAUUGAAGUGCGGUGGAUAGAUGUCUUUAAGUAAAACAUAAGAAGAUUUAGUGCUGAUUUUUACGUGCAAAAUGGUAGAAUCUGUUAUUGAAGUGCUGAAAAACUGUCUCAAAGCAGUGUAUAGAACAGAGUGUUUUUGGCAUUAAAGACCUACAUAUUCAAAAUAACAAUUUUGAGGCUUAGAGCAAAAGGGGAGCGGUCUGCCAUCUUCGUCUUUAUGUUGAUAGGAAAUGAUAGCCCCAUUUUGCUCUAUGCCCUCAUGGGAACUUUAGAUAAAUACCUCAGAUUAUUUAGAUAUACGAAUUUGGGUCUGUAUUAUAUUAACAAGUGAUUGUUCAUCAUGCUUUUUUGUUAAAAUGGGCUAUUAGGAAAUCAAUGGAUCGGUUUUUUAUCAAGACGUACAUUGUAUAGUUAAGAUGUGUUAUGGUUUGUAUUGACAGGUGGAACUGCUGAAUUAAAAAUUUGCAUUGGUUGAGGUUAUGAUAUUUAUUGUACAUUGUUUUACAGGUUUAUACUAAGCUUUCUUUGUUUAGAAUAUUUGGUGGGAUAUAGAUUCUAAUUUCUAGACAUUAUUUUUGUGUGUUAACUUAGAAAUUUAAGAGAUGUAAAAUGUUGUGUUUUUUUUUCUGGCCUUUUUAUUUUUGUUAAAGACUUUACCAAUACAAUGAUGAAACGAUAUAAUUAUGUAUCAUUUGCAAGAGCACUGACUUUACAAAAUGUCUGUCCAGGUUAGUACUGGUACAGAAUCUAGGAGCACUUGUUACACAGGAGCUGCCCUGUCGUUACAUAAAAAGAUAUUGUUGAAAAAGGUCUUCAGGUAGUUCUGCACAUUUAGAUUGAAAUUUUUUCUACAAUGUAGAAUUUGAUUAAACUCUUGAUUUUUCAAAACUUCAGAAUAUACCUAGAAAAUAUCAGCAAAUAAAGAUAGGGUCGUGUGCUUUAUUUUUUGCUAGACUGAUUUGAAAAAUUUGGACCUCGCACAAUAUUUCAUAAUGGGAGUCUAUGGGAAAAUCAAAACUUUCAUUACAUUUUCGCGAAUAGAAAUUUUUCUACAGUGUAGAUUUUGAUGAAACUUCUCACAGUUGUAAAUAAACAAGACCUAUAAUUUGGUGAAAUAAAAUGUAUAGGUCCGUUUGCUUAUUUUUGAGAUAUUUGACCAUGAUUAAAGUGAACCUGGCAUUUCACGUUGAAUUUAAGACAUUAUUUUGAAUUUUUUAAUGUAUGUUUUAAUAUCAUAUUUGACUUAUAAUAUAUAUAUAUUAAAUAUAGCAACAGUGCCAUUGUAAUAAAUUUACUCACAGGUUUAGAUUAAAUCAUAGAAUUAUUUUCAUAUCCGAAUCCAGGCUUUAUUCUACAUUUUCCGGGUAAAUGACGUUACGCCAUCACUUCCGGUUUAUCAAAUGUGCAGAA